Molecule: messenger RNA, 1837 nt
Organism: Diachasma alloeum
Lineage: Eukaryota; Metazoa; Arthropoda; Insecta; Hymenoptera; Braconidae
Gene: sob
Product: protein sister of odd and bowel
Exons: 2
Coding region: 335-1576 (413 amino acids)
Biological process (GO): embryonic hindgut morphogenesis; embryonic pattern specification; regulation of transcription by RNA polymerase II
Cellular component (GO): nucleus
Molecular function (GO): DNA-binding transcription factor activity, RNA polymerase II-specific; RNA polymerase II transcription regulatory region sequence-specific DNA binding
Source: RefSeq, a predicted model, not a curated record
CACUGCGAGCACCGCCCCGUUCCCAACGUCUUGUGUUACAUUAUUGGGCUGUACUGUCAGUUUAAAAAAAAAACCAUAACAACAAAGAGAGAGAAAAAAAUUGACGCUUCAGGACAGUUUCAUGUCAAUACCAGGUAUGAGUAUAAACAUGUAUUGUGACAAUAUCCAUAACUGGUAAAUCGUGUGACCGUGAAAAUGAACCACUGACAGUGAUUACAAACGAAGGAUUAAAUGACAAGUUGAAUAUUACCAGCUGUUCUUCAGUAAUCAUUGUCAUGAGUGAUGGGAACUUGAGUGUUGAUUUAAAAAGCACAAGUGUAUCCUAAAUCAACGAAUGGUGAUAAGUGAAUUGAUGAAGAACAUAAGAUCAGUGAGGAUGCAGGAAGAUAAUCAGCAAGUACCAACGACAACGUCAUCAAUGACAUCGACGGACUUUCGUGAGGCUGAGUCGUCAACAGAAUCAACAACUAUUGACUCGAGUCUGCCUAAUCUGACACUACAGAGUGUUGCGUUGGGCUUACAGGGUGCCCUGUUGGCAGCCCUUCAGCGAGCAGCUUUGUUACCACCUGGGCCAGCAGCAGCUGCCCUGAAUCUCCAAGCAUUGGAGACUUAUCUGACCCUUCACAGAUUGCACGCAAGUGGAGCAACAAGUGUCUCAUCAUCAUCAACACCGUCAACUACAAGCUUUCCGGGCAUCUCGAUAUCCCAGAGAUGUCUGUCCCUCAACAUGACGAGCACCAGUCCCUUGACAUCAGGAUCAUCUCCAAUCAAGAGUGACCUUGGUAUCGAGGUACUCCAGUCAACAGCCCUGGAUGACGACGAGGUGUCACACUUGGAGUUCGUCACCGAUCCGGAGGAGGAUCUGGCCCUUCUCGAGGAGGAGGAGUCCCUCAUCCAGGAGACCCCGGAGACAUCGUCAGCAUCAACAACAACUCAUCACGACGCACUACUCCAGAGAAUCACUGAUGUUCAAGCACCAUCACCAACACCACAAUCACAACCACCAACAACGUCAUCGGUACAAGCCACCUCCACCUCAGGAGACACAAACCUAUCCCGCAAUUGUCGUGCGUCACGGCCGAAGAAACAGUUCAUCUGUAAAUUCUGUAGCCGACAAUUUACCAAAUCUUAUAAUCUCCUGAUACACGAGAGGACACACACCGACGAGAGACCGUACUCCUGUGACAUAUGUGGAAAGGCCUUCCGACGGCAGGAUCAUCUCAGGGAUCACAGGUAUAUUCAUAGUAAAGAGAAACCUUUCAAAUGCGCUGAAUGCGGAAAAGGUUUUUGCCAGAGUAGAACAUUAGCUGUACACAAGAUACUACACAUGGAGGAGUCACCACACAAAUGUCCAGUUUGCGCAAGGAGUUUCAAUCAACGAAGUAAUUUGAAGACACACCUUCUGACACACACUGACAUUAAACCGUAUCAUUGUGGCUCUUGUGGCAAAGUAUUUCGGAGAAAUUGCGAUUUGAGAAGGCACUCGUUGACUCACAAUCUCGGUGUAUCAUCAUCACCACCACCACCUGGUAUACCUGUACCAGGUUCCAGUGGUGUUCUUCAAGAGACUUCAUAGUAUUUCUAAAAUCAUAAAAUCAAGAUGAUGAAACAAAAAAGUUCCCUAAUUAAUUAUGUAAAAUUAUGAGAUUAGACGAAAAGACUUUAUCUGAUCAUAGUUCAGUGAUAUCAAUCAUCAGAUUUCGCCCAGAAUCUCAGUUCCAUUGAUAUUAAAUCACUUCGGCUCGUGCUCAUACUGAUCUUAUCUGUAAUUUAAUCAUAAUUGUAUAUUACAGAUUAUGUAAAGUUAUGUUUAUUAGAUUUGUGAUUACGUGGAGAU